GUUAGAAAGAGAGAGAGGAGGAGGAGUAGAAGAUAUAACAAGCGCGUCCGUCGAUGUGCGCAGUAUUCGCACUUGCAAAGCCUCCAUCCAAGUUAUUUUCUUUUUUUCUUUUUUUUUGUUAAACUUCACACUUUUUUUCUUGGGUUAUUUUUUUUUUAUAAUUGUUUUUUUUUUGGAAGCUCUGAAAAGUUACCUCCAAACAUUUAAUUUGUAAAAAAAAAAAAAAAGGACUGAGACCCUGCUUGUAUUAUACGCAGCGUGCGUGGAGAUUUGGGAGCCCGGAGCGUGGAGUUGUCCAAUGCAAAAGUACACGUAUGAGAAAGCCAUGGCUCAAGAGACACGGAACGGCGGCGCGUCCACGCUGAACAAUAACAACGUCGACAACAGCAAGAGGAAGCUCCUCGUGGCCCUGGACAUCUUCUGUCUCCUCCUCGCUAGCCUGCCUUUCCUGAUCAUUGAGACUAGCACCAUAAAGCCGUACCAGCGCGGGUUUUACUGUUCGGACGAGUCCAUCCGCUUCCCCCAAAAAGAGGGCGACACCAUUAGCGACGCCGUGCUUUGCGGUGUCGGCAUUCUUAUUGCCAUCGUCUCUAUCGUGAUCGGAGAGUCCUACAGGAUUCACCAGCUGCACGAGGGCACUAAGUCCUUCGUGGGGAACCCCUACGUGGCGGCCCUCUACAAACAGAUUGGCGUCUUUAUCUUCGGCUGCGCCGUCAGCCAGUCCUUCACGGACAUCGCCAAGGUGUCGGUGGGCCGGAUGAGGCCGCACUUCCUGGACGUGUGCAAGCCGGAUUUCUCCGCCAUCAACUGCUCGCUGGGCUACAUCAUGGAGUACACCUGCAGCGGCAAGGACAGCGACGUGCAAGAGGCCAGGAAGUCCUUCUUCUCCGGACACGCCUCUUUCUCCAUGUACUCCAUGCUCUACUUGGCGUUGUAUCUCCAGUCCCGGUUCACGUGGCGCGGCGCCCGCCUCCUCCGCCCGCUGCUCCAGUUCACCCUGCUUAUGAUGGCCUUCUACACCGGCCUGUCCCGCGUCUCCGACCACAAGCACCACCCCACCGACGUCCUGGCGGGCUUCGUGCAGGGAGCCCUGGUGGCCUGCUGCAUAGUCUUCUAUGUGUCCGACCUGUUCAAGCCCAGGGUCCUGCCGGCCACACCCCCUCCGUCGCCCAUUAAGAAGGAGCUGCUGCCCUCCUCUGACAUCAUCGACAGGAACAACCACCACAAUAUGGUGUGAGCCGGCCCCUUCCUCCUCCUCCCCGCGACAGGGCGGCCAAUCAGGGCGCUGCUUUCCUCCCAUUGGACAAUAGAAUGUAGCGGCCCCUCCCACUUUUUCCUCUCAAUCCCCACCGCGGAUCGGGACUUCCGCGUUACGUUAACGACUAAUCAACGGCAAAAAGCGUUUUUUUUUAACGAGGAAUCCGACAGGCGGAGCUUGAAGGAGGUCAUUAAAAAAAAAAAAAUUAAAGUAAAUGAAGAAAUUCUAGCGACGUUUACUCGCUGAAGUCUCCGUGGCCUUGGAGGAGCAACAAGUUCCUGUGCGGCAGGAAGGAUUUUGACUGCGGCAAAAUGUAAUUUAAAGCACUGUUUGUUUUUGUUUGUUUUUGUUUGGAAGUUCACCACUCGCUGCCUGGCGCGCCUCCCGGGCGAAAACUCCCAACUUUUUCUCCCCCCCUCCCGACGUCAGCCCCUUCAGGCUGUCCACCACGGAGCGCGCUCAGUGCAGCCCAAAACCGGGGAUGUUGCAUUGAAUUCGAAGGCAAGUGGGCGUGGCUUUUCCUGGGGGGGGGCGUGGCCCCUCUCUGAAAAGGCUGGCCAUAAUGCCACACGGUGUGGGGAUGAUUGGUGCUCCCCCCUGCUGGCGGGGAGGAGCUUCCACGCAACCCAAUGACUGGGGGCGGGUGUUGUUGAUGUUUUGUCUUUGUGAAUAAGUGUGUACAGGUGUGAGCGUUGUGCACUGUCCAAAAAAUUUUUGGGCGUGUGUGUCCAAAAACAAACCCUGUGUAUAUUAAAAAAAAAAAAAAAAAAAAAAGUUGUGGUUCUAAAAAAAAAAAAAACUGUGGAUCUUAAUGUUCCUUCUAAAUGUCACAGCUCCAGUUUCGGUCGUCACAUUGUUGCACAUCUUCAUCGUACAGUCCGUCCGAUCACUUCUCAAAGACAUAACUUGUUUUUAUAUAUAUAUAAAUGUAUAAAUAUGUAUAGAUCACUAAAAAAAACAAAAAAGUAACCGUGUACAUGUUUAUAUAUAUCCACUAUGAUUACAGACCUGUGUUCUCUACCAAGUGCUGCUUGGAACGCAAUCAGCCAACAUGACUUUUUGUAUUUAGCGGAGUGGACAAGUGUAGAUUGUCAUAGUAAAGUUUGUACUACGCACCUCGUUUUUAUUACAGUCCAUAUUAGUAUUUUUGUAUUGUCUGUUGUUUUUUUUUUUGUAUGGAAGAAAUAAAUAGUGGCAAUGCUGUUGUUUGUUCGGCAAAAGUGUACUUAGCUCUACUACGUGUGCUUUGAAAUAAAAAAAGCUCAUCAAAAAGUG
This is a messenger RNA of Nerophis ophidion (straightnose pipefish), 2533 nucleotides long. It is a transcript of the gene plpp3, whose product is annotated as phospholipid phosphatase 3. Lineage: Eukaryota; Metazoa; Chordata; Actinopteri; Syngnathiformes; Syngnathidae. The record is from RefSeq and is a predicted model, not a curated record. Gene Ontology annotation, biological process: canonical Wnt signaling pathway; phospholipid dephosphorylation; phospholipid metabolic process. Bases 299 to 1237 code for a protein of 312 amino acids. The transcript is spliced from 7 exons. Gene Ontology annotation, molecular function: phosphatidate phosphatase activity.